AUGGUUGUCGAAAUCGAGAAGUUUUUUGGAUGUUACCUGUUAUACUGUACGAAUCCAAAGUAUAAAGGCCGCACGUAUAUUGGUUAUACCGUGGACCCUAGGAGGAGGAUUACACAACACAAUAAAGGCAGCAAGUUUGGGGGAGCGUGUAGAACCAGCGGAAAGGGACCAUGGGAGAUGGUUUUAAUCAUUCAUGGUUUUCCUAAUAACAUAUCAGCACUGCGGGAAGGUGACCCUAGUUUAGAGUGUGUGCAUCCCGGCUGUACUCUUAUAUGUCAUACAGUGUGCCUGGCCAAGAAAUUUGUUAAACAUACAGAUUACCUGGUUCCAGUGGAGGGAAAAUGUCCCAAAUGCAAAAACAUGGUGCUGUGGGGAGAUUUGAUACGGAAAAGCCAUGGUUGCUAUGGCAGCAUAGUGAGCGAUUCACAAGAUGAUGGAGAUGGUGACUGGGCAGAGCUGAAUGUUUGAUAGUUGCUUCCACUCCAGAAUAUCGACAAAUGAUUGACAUUCUUCAUGGAGCGUUGAAGUGAAGCUUCAAAUUUAAGUGACUGUGAUGGAUAAUCUUGGAUAUGCUAAUAAACUGAAAGCAACGAUUAUUUAAAGAAACAAUACCACGUGCAUUAUCAUCUGUUUUGUUGUGUGUGCACAAAAUAGCUGUACUAUCAGGACUAGAUGGUGUCAACAUUUCAAGAUGGACAGUCAGUUUGAUGUUACUAUGGAAGUAAAUAACGACUCAGCCUA
Messenger RNA from Saccoglossus kowalevskii, 741 nucleotides. Its product is annotated as structure-specific endonuclease subunit slx1-like. Gene Ontology annotation, molecular function: 5'-flap endonuclease activity; crossover junction DNA endonuclease activity. The record is from RefSeq and is a predicted model, not a curated record. Gene Ontology annotation, biological process: double-strand break repair via homologous recombination. Gene Ontology annotation, cellular component: Slx1-Slx4 complex. NCBI's taxonomy places the organism in Eukaryota, Metazoa, Hemichordata, Enteropneusta, Harrimaniidae.